Hippocampus zosterae (dwarf seahorse) is the source of this 1991-nucleotide messenger RNA. It is a transcript of the gene idh1, whose product is annotated as isocitrate dehydrogenase (NADP(+)) 1. The transcript has 9 exons. Lineage: Eukaryota; Metazoa; Chordata; Actinopteri; Syngnathiformes; Syngnathidae. Gene Ontology annotation, biological process: isocitrate metabolic process. Gene Ontology annotation, molecular function: NAD binding; isocitrate dehydrogenase (NADP+) activity; magnesium ion binding. The record is from RefSeq and is a predicted model, not a curated record. Gene Ontology annotation, cellular component: peroxisome; mitochondrion; cytosol. The coding region runs from base 143 to 1387 and encodes 414 amino acids.
GGUUGAUGUCUUGUCAAACUAGCUGACUUCGUCUGUGUGACUCUCCUUCCUCCAAACUGUCGUAAGGACAGCCAGCUCGGCAAAAUUGUGGGCAUCGCAUCGCUACCUUCAUCCCCUUUUACCUGCAAAAUAAGGAUAAACAAUGGCUGCCAAAAUCAAAGCUGGGUCUGUGGUGGAAAUGCAGGGUGAUGAAAUGACCCGGGUCAUCUGGGAGCUUAUUAAACAGAAGCUCAUCUUCCCCUACUUGGAACUUGACUUGCACAGUUAUGACCUCGGAAUGGAGAACCGUGACGCUACGGACGACCAUGUGACGGUGGAGGCAGCUGAGGCGGUGCGGCGCUACAGCGUGGGCAUCAAGUGUGCCACCAUCACGCCAGAUGAGAAGCGGGUUGAUGAGUUCAAACUGAAGCAGAUGUGGCGCUCGCCCAACGGGACCAUUCGGAACAUACUGGGUGGCACCGUCUUCAGGGAAGCCAUCAUCUGCCGCAACAUCCCCCGCCUGGUUCCCGGCUGGGUCAAGCCCAUCAUCAUUGGCAGGCACGCCCAUGGAGAUCAGUACAAAGCCACCGACUUUGUGGUUCCCGGGCCGGGCAAAGUGGAGAUGAUCUACACGCCUGUGAGCGGAGACCAGGUCAAGUUCGUCGUCCACAAUUUUGAAGGCACUGGCGGCGUGGCAUUGGGGAUGUACAAUACGGACAAAUCCAUCAGGGACUUUGCGCACAGCUCCUUUCAAAUGGCUCUGGUGAAAUGCUGGCCUCUGUACCUCAGCACCAAGAACACCAUUUUGAAGAAGUACGAUGGACGAUUCAAGGACAUUUUCCAGGAGAUCUAUGAGAAGGAAUACCGUGCUCAGUUUGAGGCCAAAGGUAUUUGGUACGAGCACCGUCUGAUUGACGACAUGGUGGCCCAGGCAAUGAAGUCAGAUGGAGGCUUCAUUUGGGCCUGCAAGAACUACGAUGGAGAUGUACAAUCCGACUCAGUGGCUCAAGGCUACGGCUCCCUGGGAAUGAUGACCAGCGUGCUGAUCUGUCCCGACGGACGGACCGUGGAGUCGGAGGCGGCGCACGGCACAGUGACGCGCCAUUACCGGCAACAUCAGCAGGGAAAAGAGACCUCCACAAACCCCAUCGCUUCUAUCUUUGCGUGGACGCGGGGCCUCCUCCAUCGAGCGAAGCUGGACAACAACAUGGAGCUCCGCGUGUUCUCAGAAGCACUCGAGGCUGUUUGCGUGGAGACCAUCGAGGCGGGCUUCAUGACCAAGGAUUUGGCCAUCUGCAUCAAGGGGUUGUCAAGUGUGACGCGCAGUGACUACCUGAACACCUUCGAGUUCCUGGACAAGCUGGCAGAGAACCUGAAGGCCAAGCUAGCCAAUCAGCCCAAGUUGUGAUGCAUGUGAACGCAAAGCACACGCGCGCGCGCACACACACACACACACACACACACACCAAUAUACACUCACAGACAUUGCUGCUGCUUGAGGCUUGCUCGUCACACAGAAGCAAGCAAGACCGGGCCCUCAUGUCCAGCAGGCCUUUGGACAAGAAAUACAUUCAUGACUUCAAACAGGAAGUGUGAGUGGACUGAACUGUACUCAACCGAAGUACUAAUACUGGAAAUCUAGAGUGUCACUGUCCAAUAUACAACAGGCAUUUCCAAAUUUUGUGUGUUGUCUUUUAAUUUGAAAAAUAACAAAUAUUUUUAUGAUUGUGACUAAAAUAAAACAAAAAUGUGGAGCUCCAUGCUUUUUAUUGCACAGUGCCUGACUGACAAGUUCAAACCAAAUUGAGUUUUAAUAAUUCUGUUAAAUAAUAUUCAAAUGGUUUUGUUUCUCUCUCAAGUAGAAUUCAUUUACAAUAGUCUCCGUGUUACUGUUCGUAUUGUCUGUUUGCAUCUGUGUAACACUAUCCUGCCAUAGAAUAUAAAAUGUCAAUCUGAUGUUUUUUAUUUCAUGUUUCAUGAGAAAAUAAAUACAUAAGUGUUUUCAUUUACAA